UACGGGGCGGCCCGCGAGGACUUCCCCUACGAGCGCCGGCCGCAGUCCCAGGCGAACAUCCCCAGCGACCAGGGCGACUUUUACUACAUGGGGGCUUUUUUCGGGGGGUCGGUGGCCGAGGUUCUGCGGCUCACCUCGGCCUGUCACCAGGCGAUGGUGGCCGACGAGGCCUAUGGCAUUGAGGCCUUGUGGCACGAUGAGAGCCACCUGAACAGGUACCUGCUGGACCACAAGCCCAGCAAGGUGCUGUCCCCCGAGUACCUGUGGGACCAGCAGCUGCUGGGCUGGCCCGCCGUCAUGAAGAAGCUGCGCUUCGUGGCCGUGCCCAAGAACCAUGCAAAGAUCCGGAACUGAUGUGCUGGGGGGUGGGGGGGGGGCAGGAGCUCUCCGUGCCCAGCGCGGUUGGCCUUCACAGGUCUUCUGCUGGGAAAGGGAUCACCCAAAGAUCUGAUGGCAGAUGAGUCCCUGUGCCUCAGUUUCCUCUUCUGGAGAGACUCCCGCCACUCACCAAGCACACCCGGUCCUGUUUUUUCAUCUCUCCCUAAUCCUGCCCUGUAUUUAAGCUCAGCUCUCCCUUCGUGGUGCCGACAAGGUCCCCCUCCCCAGCAAGGCUUCUUCGUCUCUCCCUCCUGCCAUUGAGCCGCUCUGCAGCUCUAGAAAGCACUAAGUGUAUUCCUUCUGUUAGAUCUGCCAUUCUGCUCGCAUUUCCAACGUGUCUUGCCCAUUACAGUGUGAGCUCCUGAGCCAAGAGGCUGAGAUUUCUCCGCCUUUGUCUAGGUCAGUUCCGACCACAGGGCCUUGUGCCCGGAGACUCCCAAAACAUGUUCACAUUUGAGUUUAAGUGACCCAUAAAAACCCAGGACACUGUGUGUGGAGACAAAGGGAGCAACCUAGCGGGAAGCACUUUGUGGGUUUGGUCCCAGUGGGUUGGGGGCUUGUUGCUUUGGGUGGUUGGUCUUUUUCUUCUACGAUUUCUGGCAGUUUGUUACAUGCUUUUGGUCAUAGUACUUUUCUCGGACACACGUUAAAAACGC
This is a messenger RNA of Hyaena hyaena (striped hyena), 1034 nucleotides long. RefSeq names its product histo-blood group ABO system transferase 2-like. Lineage: Eukaryota; Metazoa; Chordata; Mammalia; Carnivora; Hyaenidae. Gene Ontology annotation, biological process: carbohydrate metabolic process. Gene Ontology annotation, cellular component: Golgi apparatus; membrane; vesicle. The annotation marks the transcript as partial. Gene Ontology annotation, molecular function: glycoprotein-fucosylgalactoside alpha-N-acetylgalactosaminyltransferase activity. The transcript has a single exon. The record is from RefSeq and is a predicted model, not a curated record.